AUGCUUUUAAUUUUACUACAACUAUAAAACAUACUGUGCGGUACCUUAUGGCCUACAUCUGAUUCAAUAACCUUAUCAAUAUCAAAUCGAUACGAAUUUGCAGAUUACACAUUCAAGAUGAUCCCAGAAUCAGCCAUUCCUAUUGGAGGCGAGUUAUAAAUUAUCUUUCCGACUUAAUAUCUAUCUGGUUUAGGUAUAGAUCUUGUUUUAGACGAUACUUGUUCUCAUGUUUGUUCAAUAAGUGGAUUUCUGGUACGCUUUUAUAUGGAAAACGAUGUACAAAUCAAUGAGACAAUUACUGUAAGAAUCAACAAUGUAAAGAACCCUGAAAAGAAAGGGGGAACAGGAAAUUUCAUUGUGAGGUCUAAACUUGGAUAGAAUGUUUUUGAUGAAAAUUUGAUAUUUGGAACUAUUGGAAUAGCAGAUUAUGCACUUGAUUUGAAUGCCAUGAUUAUUAAAAUUGAUGAUAAUAGCACUAAUAUAGUAAAUGAUUAGGCAUUAUACAAUUUUUAUAUAAAAUCACCUGUAGACUUGCCCUAGGGUUUUUAUUUAUAAAUCACAAGUCCUUUGAGUAGUGAUCUAAGUACAUGCAAAUUGAUUCCAUUUAAUUCAAUUAUUUUGAGCGGAGAAAUAAAAUGUUAAGAUGGAAUCAUAGUAACUGGUUUUGCUUUUGUGCCUGCUUUAUUUACAUUUGGUAUUCAAAUCAACUUUAAAAAUCCACCCUUUUCUUAAACUACUGACAAUUUUAGGAUAGUGGCAUAUAGGAAAAAUACAAAAAUGGCUUAUGCUUGGAGAUCAGCUGUUGAAGGACUUUACAUUUAGCCUGGCCAAUUCAUUAAUAUUACUAUAACUCCAGGUUCAAAAAAGAAUACGAUUAUUUCUGAUUAUAAACUAAAUUUUAAAAUUAGAAACACUAUACCAAUGGCUGGUAGUAUUAUUGUUAAAUUACCAUUGAAUUUUCAAUUGGCUAAUGGAUAUGAUUACAUAUUUGUUACAGCUGGAAUUGUGAGUGAUGGAUUAAUCAUUACAUCUACUUUGUAUUAAUUUACAAUUAAAGAAUUUUAAGAAGUAUAUAUCAUUUUAUAUCAAUAAAAGAUACCAUAAUAUAGCGAUAUUGAAAUACUAUUUAGAGUAGUCAAUCCCUAAAUUGCUGGAGAGAGUUAAUCAUUCAUUGUUUAAACUACAUACGAUGGAUCGAAUAUUAUUGAAUAAUGUGAUACCAAUUUAACUGUCACUAUUAUAGAAUCCACUUCAUAUAAUCCAGUUAUAGCAACCAUUUCAAAUCCUUAUGCUAAUUCUCCAACUAAUUUAUAAUUUACCAUUAAUAGUAUUAAGAAUUCAGCUAAUAAAAUUAUUAUUGAUUUUGGAUCGUAAUGGUAAUUUUAAACAACUUCCCCUACAACAAAUUAAUGUUCUUUGGGAGGAAUUUCAUCUUCGCUUUGUUCAAUUGUUAAUUCCACUUUAAGUAUGACCUUCCCAACCACAGUUUCGGGAACUAAAAUAGUUGAUAUGAAUGGAAUUCUUAAAACACCUCAAAAUUCAUUAAAUUAAUUUUUGAUAUAUGAUACUUAUGAUGCAUCAAAUGUGGGUGUAGAAUCUGGAAGUGUUUAAGUAAUCAUAAAUCCUAAAUUGGAUAGUGGAGCCUAAUUUAGUUGGCAUGGUCAAGGAGUAAAUAUAUAUUUUAAUAUUUAAGUUAUCAACAACAACUGUGAAUUUAUAUGCUACAUUAUAAGUUAAGUUUACACCAAGUGUUAAGAUUCCACCUUAUAUAAUAAUAGAAGAUGAAGGUGUAGAUGAAGGAACUACACCAGACGAAGGAACUACACCAGACGAAGGAACUACACCAGACGAAGGUACUACACCAGAUGAAGGUACUACACCAGAUGAAGGAACCACUCCAGAUGAAGGUACUACAGAUGAAGGUGGUGAGACACCUACUACUCCAACAUAUCCAAUAUUAGAAGCACCUGCUCCACAUGGAGAAAUAUGGAUAGAGUUCGGUCCUUUAUUGACUUGGGAUGAUGAUUUAGGAAUAUCUACUUUAUUUUGUCUGACUGAUUUGGUGCCUUUAGAAAAAUAUUAGAUUGAUUGUGAGAUUUACAAAGGUAGUGCAACAACGUUACCUGAAAUUAGAUUGAAGAAUUUUAAGGAAAUAAGUGAAAAUACAGUAAUUAAUGUCAAAAUAACUGGGAUUUGCAAUCCUGAAUUAAGUCCAAUAGUAUUAAGUAUUUACAGUGGCAUUCGUUAAUUCAGCAAUAGAAUUAUUCAUGAUUAUGCAACUACAUCAAUUCCUCUAACAAGUAUAGUUCCAGUUACUGAGUUAACAUUGAGUUCAAGCUUCUCAACAUCAGCAUAAGCAGUUAAUUAACUGUUUAAUUUAGUUUUUUAACCAGGAUUUCCAGCAGCAGUUUCAAUAGGUUCAGUAAUUAGAAUUUAAUUACCAGGAUAUGAAAACGGAUUCCUAUAAGAUACUACAAAAUGCACAAUUGAUACAACUGAUAUGCCAUGUAAUAAGUUUAGAAAGAUUGAUUGGGUUGAAAUUCCGUUGACUUCAGCUGCAUCUACAAGUAGUAUAAUAACAUUGUCUAAUUUGAGAUGGCCAACAACUUCAAAAGCAUUUGGAUAUGUUCAUUGGGUUGUAUUUACAUCGAAUAUGGAAGUAUCGAAGGCUUUAGUAUAAGGAAGUGGAGCCACAUAUUUUCCAGCUCCAAAUGCGAAUGAUUUUAAUUCUGCCACAAUUGUUGCGUAUUAAACAGGUAGAGGAUAUCCUGGAUAGAUAUUUAAGUUCGAAUUUAGUGUUAAUAAUGAUAUACCUUCAGGAGCAACUAUGAGAAUAUAAUUUCCAGCUGAAUUUGCUUUAAGGGCAAGCAAUCCAAGUCCUACUUGCAAUGGAUAUGAUCCAGAUGAAAUUGAAUUAUCAGCAAUCAGUAGCAAAACUGUAUUUCAAGUUAUUUGUUUGGGAAUUAAGACUCCAACAAGUCCACCAGAUAAUGAAAGUGACGGAUGGUCAGCUUAUAUUUAUAUUGAUGAAAGAUUGCUUAAUCAAAGAUAGAACUUUUGUAUUUUUUCAAUAUAAUAAAUUAGUUUCAUAUUUUUAUACGAAUGUAUUCUCAUAAGGAACUGUUAAUAUCUUAUAAUUAUUUGCAAUUCCAUUAAAUAUAAAUGAAGUUGCCACUUACACCGUUGAAUUUUAACCUGAAAAUAGUUUAUUGAUUGGGGCUGAAAUACAUGUAACAUUUCCUAGUUCAAAUUUCGAUGAUCUACCAUAUCCUCCAAAUCUAGCAGAUUGUGAUGUCGAAGGAGGGGUGGAUUCAUUUGAAAGUUGUCUAUUAGAUGGAUCAUCUUUUAUAAUAGUCUUGAACAAAAUGUAUGAAAGUGGAACAAUCAAAUUUAUGAUCAAUAAUGUUCGAAAUCCUCCAGACCUUGUGAGUGAUGGAUUUAUUAUAAAAACCUAUUAUGAUGGAGUUUUGAUUGAUAGCACUGAUGAAAGUACAUUACUUAAUCGUACAAUCACUUAUUAUAGCAAACCUAAAUCAUUAGUGAUAAAUUAAAUGGCCUUUCAACCAUAAAAUUAAGGAGUUAGGGCCAAUUACAAUUUUAACAUCUCUACUGAAUCAAGUGAUUCAGUAAAUGGUUCUAUUGUUAUCACUUUCCCUAACACUUACGAUAAGAGAUUGGGAGAUAAUCUCAAAGCAUUUGUUAACUCAAUCAAAACAGAUCUAAAUGUUAAUAAUAGAAUUCUUUCAUUACCUGAAUCUCAAUACUAAACAUCUUACAAUUCUAUUUUAGUUGAGAUCUAAAAUAUAAUUAAUCCAAACACAGAAGAGAAUUCUAAUACUGGUGAAUUUAGAGUUGGUAUCAGAUAAAGUGGUAGAUACACCCACUAUAAUGGAAGUGUAGGUGUGUUGGAAAUGUUAACUCCACCUGGUUGGCUAUAUCUUGUUAAUAUUAAUUUGGCCAAUCAAUAUUCAAGAUGGUAAUCUAAAUACACUUUCGAUAUGAUAUUAUACAAUAAAAUACCCAUCAAUGGAUAUCUAUAAAUGGAUUUCCCAGAAGAAUACGAAAUAUCUGAUCAAAAUGCUAUUUGUAGUUUUUCUAAAUGCACAUUUGGCAGUAAUGUAUUAAAAGCUUUUGCUGAUUAAAUAAAUGGCCCACUUUCAUUAAAUGUUUUUGUUGAAAAUCCAUUAUCAGAAGUAGCUAUUAAAUAAUUUGUCAUGCAAUCAAAAGAUGAUAGAUAAGUUGUAGAACAAUCAUACCCUAAUCUUGAUCCGUUUGAAUUCUAAUUUAAAUACUCAGGACCAUUGAUAUUUAUAAAUAAUGAUCAAGAUAUUAUUGUACCUCAAGGAUCCGAAACUCCAGAUUUGCUAUUUUUAGUUGAAUAUCCUAUGGCAUUAAAUCUCACUUUUAAACAUACUUAAACUGGAGACUUUUCAGUCACACCUAAAGAUAUUAUAUUUUCAUAUACAAAAAUGUCUACUACCUUCAGAGUUUAAAUUCCUUCUAAACUUCAAACUGGCACAUACUAUAUCUAUUGGAAGACUUAUGGAGAAAAGGAUAACCCUAUUUAUACACCUAUUAAAAAGUCUAAAGUAAUUGUUAUUUCCAAAAUACUCAAUUUUUAAGUCACUGCUUUGUAUCCUAUUCCUAAUGGAGGUAAUUCUCUUACAAUGACGAUCUCCACUGAAAAUGCUCCAUAUGAUACUACAAAUAUCACUAUCACAAAUAACGAUAAUACUUUCUACUUAGAAGCUGGCGAAUAAUCUGGCACUUCCAUCAAAUUAGUCUUUCAAUUAGGAAUUAAUUCACAAACUUUCAGAGUUUAUUAAAAUUAUACUGAAUUGAUCAGAUAAACUCAAUUAGAUAUUUUAACUGAAGAUGAUCGUCUCAUCUUUUAUGCUAAUGAUAAUCCAUUAUAUACUAUACCAUCUUAAUAAAUUGUAAGAUAUAUAGAUGCAACCAAUCUCUAACCAAAAUUGUCUAAAUUUUCUGUUGAGAACAUUAAAGAGUAUUCAGCGACUAUUUAAAUUGAAAUUAAUCAGAUAUCAGAAGUCUACUAUAUGUACUGUUUAAAUAGAACUACAAAACCUUUAAUUUCAGAAUUACUAAGUUUAGGACCUCCGCUUUACAUGUCCUCCUUAUCCUAAUACGGAUAUUUAAAUAUUUUGGCUAAAUCCAGUAUUACACUUAAUUUAUAUGCUUAAACUGAUUACGCAUUUUACAUUGUAUUAAAAAAUUAAGAAGGAAUUACAUCAGAUUUAUUUAUGCUUAAUUUCACAACUAAAAAUAGAAGUAAAAUUACCUAAUUUAAUUUAUUUGUUCCUUUCUCAGCUAAUUAAGCCUAAAUUGUUACAAUUAUGAACUACAUUGCUUUUAUUCUAAGCUUACCAACCUGGAAAAUUCAAUAAAAAAUAGUUUAUUAAACACCCACUAGACUCUUGGCUUCUACCACAUUAUAAAUGUAUAUCAUACCAUUUAAUGAUACUGAUACUUAUCCAUAACCUAAAGAUUUAAUUAGUAGAAUAACCUCUGAUCCCUAAUUUAAAAGAUUAAUGAAUAUUUACUUACCAUUUGUUUCAAUCUCUGCAAUCAAUGUAGCUGUUGCUGAAAUACCUACGAUUUCAUCUUCUACUUUAAGUAAUUCAUAUCUUUAUGAUUGUGAAAUUUAAGCAUAAUUAAGCACAUAUGGUUAUAUUUUUGCUGUUGCUUCAUAAAGUGAAGUUUCUACUCCAUUUCAAAUUUUUAAAGGAUUAAACAAUAUUAAUGUACGAAUUCCAUCUGCUAAUGCUCAUGUCACUAAUUUAACAAUUCCUACAAAGUUUAAUUUAUCCAAUCUAGAACCAAAUCAAACAUAUUCAAUUUAUAUUAUAGCUGCAUCAGAUCUUCCAGAAUAUCCAGAUCUCUCAGAUGCACUUUCAACCCACUAAUGCACAACACAGAAGUUAACUGAUAGAGCACCCUUUGAGAUUAUUUACAGUAAACUCUUAAAAAUGGCUCUGAUUAUAUUUUUCAUAUUUUUUUGA
This is a messenger RNA of Paramecium sonneborni, 6020 nucleotides long. The record is from the annotation of a GenBank genome assembly. NCBI's taxonomy places the organism in Eukaryota, Ciliophora, Oligohymenophorea, Peniculida, Parameciidae.